CAUACAUUACUUUCAAGCCCUUUCGCCAAGGCUUAUGUUGAGGAUGAGUCGUUCACAACAUUUACAUCACUGAAGUACAAGGAGUGCGCUGGAGUGACCAAACAUGUCGCACUACUACGAGUCCUACAGGGUGGAGAACGUGAAAGGACCCGGGGAUGGCCGGCCUACAGCGAUGCAAAUCGUCGAAGACAGCAAAGCCUAUGGUCCUCACACCGAGAAAGUCAUGCUGCUCACCGGCAGUUCAUCUGGUAUCGGCAUCGAGACAGCUCGCGCUCUUGCUGCAACAGGUACCACCCUCUUCCUCGGUGUUCGCGACCUUGACAAAGCCAAGCGAGUACACACCGACAUCAUCUCGGACAGGGUCCACCUUCUCAAAAUUGACGUUUCGCGACUAUCCAGCGUUCGCUCCGCAGCCUUGGAGCUGCUACGGAUCUCUAAUGGCCGACUUAACGUUUUGAUCAACAAUGCUGGCAUCCUAGCUUCGCCAGAAUUCCACAUCGAAGGACUAGAAUCUCAUAUGGCAGUCCAUUACUGGGGCCCGUUCCUCCUGUUCCACCUCCUCAAGGAUGCCCUGAUCUCGAGUGGCACACCAGAUUACCCAUCGCGUGUGUUAAUCGUCUCCAGCAAAGCACACCAGGUUGAGCAAAUCGACUUUGAUGACCUGCACGUCAAAGUCAAGAAAAGCCCGUUCGACGGGUAUCCUCGUAGCAAACUUGCGCAGAUCUACAUGGCGUCCGAGAUCGAUCGACGCUAUGGUUCCUUAGGUAUGCACGCCUAUAGCCUAGAUCCGGGCGUCGUGUCGCCGAGCGAGGGAAGUGGGAUUACGCGUCAUGUUGAGGAACUGUUAAAGGAGAAAUGGGAGGACCCCGUACUUAAGAAACAGAUGAUGAGUGCAGCGCAGGGAGCCGCAACGACGGUUUGGGCGGCUGUGAGCAAGGAAGUAAUGAACGAAGGGGUGAGAGGCAAGUAUCUGGAAACUUGCUCUUUGGCGAAACCAGCUGAGGGUAAGGCGCCUGGCAUGGAGUCUGGGUAUGGGAGUUGGGCUUACGAUACGGGUAAUGCCGGGAGGCUAUGGAAUGAGAGUUUCGAGAUUGUUGGUUUGUUGGGAUAGCAGGAUGCUAGCUGUUAGUUUCUUUGACGAGCAACAGAGUCUGGGGAAUUCCCACGAGAGUUCAUUCGUCGGUUCGGAUUUAAGGCGACUAGUCUUCACACUACUUGACACUAUUCGC
Messenger RNA from Truncatella angustata, 1229 nucleotides. RefSeq lists its product as uncharacterized. The transcript is spliced from 2 exons. Bases 104 to 1111 code for a protein of 335 amino acids. Lineage: Eukaryota; Fungi; Ascomycota; Sordariomycetes; Amphisphaeriales; Sporocadaceae. The record is from RefSeq and is a predicted model, not a curated record.